AUGGCUGACAGCAUCAACAGAAACCCACACCCGGACUUUAAAACCGUCGAGGCGUCGCGUCCGGAAUGGGAAGCGGACCAGGGCUUCCACUACACCAAAACGGCCGAUCCGCAGUGGACGUUUGGCCAGGGCCGCAACAGCCUGCGCGACGCCGGCGCCUCGCAGCCGCACGUCGCCAUUGACCCGCACGCCGAGGGUCGGCCGGCCACGUUCAACUACAAGCUCCUCAUCUCGGCCAUAACUCCGCGUCCGAUUGCCUUUGUAAGCACGCGCAGCGCCGACGGCGCCGCCACCAACCUCGCGCCCUUUAGCUACUUUAACUUUGUCGCCCACGACCCGCCCAUCUUUGUCAUUGGCUUCUCGUCGUCCGUCGCCAACGCAAAGGACACGCUCAAGAACCUGCUCGACACCAAGGAGUGCGUCAUCAACAUCAUUUCCGAGACGUACGUCGAGGCUGCCAACUCAACCUCCAUCGACGCGCCCUUUGGCGCGAGCGAGUGGAACGUCAGCGGCCUGACGCCCGACUACUCGUGCGAGACGGUCAGGUGCGCCCGUGUCAAGGAGGCCGUCUUCAGCAUCGAGGCCAAGCUCGACUCGUAUCGCGAGUGGGAUAGUCGCGCCAAGCCCGGCAGCAAGUCCGGUACCACCGUCUUUCUCGAAGGAACGAGGUUUUGGGUGCGCGAGGACGCGCUCAAUGAUGACAAGAACCUUGUGGACCCGGCUAUUCUGCGGCCCAUUAGCCGUCUCGGUGGCAUCACCUACGCUCGUACCACGCAGGCUCUGGAGAUCCCUCGUCCAAAGUUCAAGGAGGAGCUUGGAGGCCAGGAGGGCUAUGAGAAGCUAGCUGAGCGUUUUGAAAUUUAUUUUUUAAAAAUUUUAUUAAAACUAAUUAAUAAGUGCCUGAGUCGCGAGUCGCCAGUACUCAGAAAAACUCAAUAUCACGGCCUUAGGCCUAAUCUGCCUUGCCGUCGGAAAAGCGAAGGCAGCAAAGCCACGUCAUCUGUUUGGUGGCGACAGAGGCCGGCCUCUUUGCCAAAAGUCUUGCAACCCUGCUCGCUCCAGGAUCGGCGUGUGGCACAGAAAGAUAUCACAAUCAGAUCACGAGGUCAAUCCGCCGCUUUCGAACCCGUCAUCUGCAUGUCUCGCCGCAGUUGCACUGCCAUUCGAUCCGACUGUGGUUAA
Molecule: messenger RNA, 1182 nt
Organism: Beauveria bassiana ARSEF 2860
Lineage: Eukaryota; Fungi; Ascomycota; Sordariomycetes; Hypocreales; Cordycipitaceae
Product: nitrilotriacetate monooxygenase component B
Exons: 8
Coding region: 1-1182 (393 amino acids)
Molecular function (GO): FMN binding
Source: RefSeq, a predicted model, not a curated record